UUGAUGGCAAUGACCUGGUGCCGAGUCAGAUUUGGCAAGCGGGGCGGGAAGGUUAAGAGGGUGGUGGGCACCUAGGUGCUUGGUUUCUGACUGAGCCAUCGGGAGGGGACCACCUUCUCUUGAGUGGCCUUCUGUGGGCAAGUCAGACUGUGGUUUGGCCUUUUAUUUGCUCAUUACUUCAACAAACAUUGACCAGGUUUCUGUGCCCCAGCCUUGGGUUUGACCUUGACGUGGGACUGAACGUGAGGUGAUGGAAAUUGGCAGACUUUUGUGGAAGCAGAAGGGACAGCUCCCCACCCCUUGUGCAAACAGCAGGGCGUCUGGAGUAGACCCUCGGGUUCAGGUUCUGGCCCCAGCACUCAGCAGUUGGGUGAUCGUGAACCUCAAAUCAUUUUUUUAGGAUGGGAAUAGUCAUCUCCAUUUCCCUAGGGUGCUGGCAUGAUUUGGUGAUGUCCCCAUUGGGGUGCUUGGCCCACAGGAAGGACUCAGUGAGCAUGAAGUCUCUUCUGCAGGAUGUGGAGCCAGCAUGGUGGUGAUGAGGGGCUCAGGUGCAGUGGCCCUGGGGCAUGGAACUCCUCUGGAAAGCUCUACCAUUGGUGUCUAUGUCUGAGCAGGGGUGCUGCCUGCUGGGGACCCAAUGAAGCCCCAAAUCAGUGAGAGGAGUGGUCAUUGGUCAGGGCCCUGCUAUAGGCAUCAGCCUGCAAGCCCCCACUGUACCCUCUACACGCACUGGGUCAGCCCAUUUUGCAGAUGAGCCAAUGGACCUAGAGAGGUCACUGAGGUGCCCAAGGGUACAUCCACACCCCAACAGUCUUAAAUCUUAGUCCUCUACUGUUCCCAAACCUUGGGGAAUUCCUCUGCCUCCCAGCCCCUUUCCUGGUUCUCUCUCCCUCGCUGCUAAAAUGGAGGGUUUGGGUCUGACAGCCUGAGUGGAUCCUGGCAGCUCAGCGUGUGGUCAGGGCCACACCCUACUGCAUGCUGUGCUCCCUGGGUGGGCUUUGCUCCUGCAGAACUCCAGAGGAUGGGGGCUGCACCCGGGGGUUACCUAGUCCUGGGUCCCCAUGUGUGUUAUCGUCUGGGAGGGCCGGGAAAGCAAGAUGCCAGACUUGGGUGAGUUGGUCUGAGGCUGGAGGGGAAGCCCAGGCCUACUGACAGCAGGCUCAUUGCAGAUGAGGAUGACGUGCACAGAUGUGGCCGCUGCCAGGCGGAGUUCACUGCCUUGGAAGACUUCGUUCAGCACAAGAUUCAGAAGGCCUGCCAGCGGGCCCCUCCGGAGGCCUUGCCCGCCACCCCUGCCACCACUGCACUCCUGGGCCAGGAGGUGGUGGGCACAUCAAAGAGGUCAUCGUGGCUGCUGAAGCAGAGCCAGGGGACAGUGAGAUGGCGGAGGCCCCAGGCAGCCCCCACCAGCAGGGGCUGGGGCUUGCCGGGGAGGGCGAACAGGCCCAGGUCAAGCUGCUGGUGAAUAAGGACGGCCGCUACGUGUGCAUGCUGUGCCACAAGACCUUCAAGACGGGCAGCAUUCUCAAGGCCCACAUGGUCACCCACAGCAGCCGCAAGGACCACGAGUGCAAGCUCUGCGGGGCCUCCUUCCGCACCAAGGGCUCGCUCAUCCGGCACCACCGGCGGCACACGGACGAGCGCCCCUACAAGUGUGCCAAAUGUGGAAAGAGCUUCCGGGAGUCGGGUGCGCUGACCCGGCAUCUCAAGUCUCUUACCCCAUGCACGGAAAAAAUUCGCUUCAGCAUGAGCAAGGAUGUGGUUGUUGGCCAAGAGGAUGUGCCUGCAGGGUCUGGAGCCUCCGCUGUGGGGACAGUUACAUCAUCAUCGGUGACAGACGAGCCUAUGGAGACUUCGCCCGUGAUUCAUCUGGUGACAGAUGCCAAGGGCACCGUCAUCCAUGAAGUCCAUGUCCAGAUGCAGGAGCUGCCCCUGGGCAUGAAAGCCCUGGCCCCAGAGCCCCCAGUGCCUGAAGAGCUUCCCUGUGCUGGUGAGGGCGGCCGUGAGAACCUGCUGCACCAGGCCAUGCAGAACUCUGGCAUCGUCCUCGAGCGCGUGGCUGGGGAGGAAGGUGCCCUGGAUCCAGCCCCUCCCGCCGGGUCCAGUCCCCAGCCCUUGGGAGAUGGCGCCCCGGAACUGCCGCUGCUGGAGGUACAGCCGAUGGAGACACAGGUGGCCAAUGAGCCCUCAGCUGUGCCCAGGACCCACCCGUGCCCUCAGUGCAGCGAGACCUUCCCAACGGCAGCCACCCUGGAGGCCCACAAGAGGGGCCAUGCAGGGUCGAGGCCGUUCACCUGCAUGCAGUGUGGCAAGGCGUUCCCCAAGGCCUACCUGCUCAAGAAGCACCAGGAGGUGCAUGUGCACGAGCGCCGCUUCCGCUGUGGGGACUGUGGGAAGCUUUACAAGACCAUCGCCCACGUGCGUGGCCACCGGCGCGUCCACUCUGAUGAGCGACCCUACCCAUGUCCUGAGUGUGGCAAGCGCUACAAGACCAAGAAUGCCCAACAGGUGCACUUCCGGACACACCUGGAGGAGAAGCCUCACGUGUGCCAGUUCUGUAGCCGAGGCUUCCGGGAGAAGGGCUCGCUGGUGCGGCAUGUGCGGCACCAUACGGGCGAGAAGCCCUUCAAAUGCUACAAGUGCGGCCGUGGCUUUGCUGAGCAUGGCACGCUCAACCGGCACCUGCGCACCAAAGGGGGCUGCCUGCUGGAGGUGGAGGAGCUGCUGGUGUCUGAGGAGAGCCCCGAGGCAGCUGCCACUGUCCUUGCGGAGGACCCACACACUGUGUUAGUGGAGUUCUCGUCCAUGGUGGCUGACACCCAGGAGUACAUCAUUGAGGCCACUGCAGACGAUGCUGAGACCAGUGAAGCCACGGAGAUCAUCGAGGGCACCCAGACAGAGGUGGACAGCCACAUCAUGAAGGUGGUGCAGCAGAUCGUGCACCAGGCCAGCGCCGGGCAUCAGAUCAUCGUGCAGAACGUGACCAUGGACCAGGAGGCGGGGCUGGGCCCAGAAGCAGCUGCCGCCGAUACCAUCACCAUCGCCACCCCUGAGAGCCUGACGGAGCAGGUGGCCAUGACACUGGCCUCAGCCAUCAGCGAGGGCACUGUGCUCACGGCUCGAGCAGGUGCAAAUGGCACUGAACAGGCCACAGUGACCAUGGUGUCAUCGGAGGACAUUGAGAUCCUGGAGCAUGCGGGCGAGCUGGUCAUCGCCUCACCUGAGGGUCAGCUUGAGGUGCGGACCGUUGUCGUCUAGCAUGGAGGCCUGCAGGUCCCUGGUGGCUGGAGCCGGGCCGGGGUCUCUGAGUGCCCUGCCCACGCCUGGCCUGGUAGAGAAGAUGGCACAGAACUCAGACGUGCAGAGGAGAAGGGGAGUGUAAAUAGAGUUUUUUGUUGCUUUACAAUAAAACAUGAAAACCUGCA
Messenger RNA from Microcebus murinus (gray mouse lemur), 3425 nucleotides. The record is from RefSeq and is a predicted model, not a curated record. Lineage: Eukaryota; Metazoa; Chordata; Mammalia; Primates; Cheirogaleidae.